Phaeodactylum tricornutum CCAP 1055/1 is the source of this 975-nucleotide messenger RNA. RefSeq lists its product with no specific name. Bases 1 to 975 code for a protein of 324 amino acids. The record is from RefSeq and is a predicted model, not a curated record. The transcript is spliced from 2 exons. NCBI's taxonomy places the organism in Eukaryota, Bacillariophyta, Bacillariophyceae, Surirellales, Neidiaceae. Gene Ontology annotation, molecular function: DNA-binding transcription factor activity. Gene Ontology annotation, biological process: DNA-templated transcription initiation; regulation of DNA-templated transcription.
AUGGACCUGCAAAAAUACUACCGCACCGAGCUCCUAACGGCUGACGAAGAAUACUCACUCGGUAUGAAAAUUCAGUUCAUGAUUAAGUGUGAACUCGUACACGAAGGCCUAUCGUCCAAAUUGAUGCGUCUCCCGACAAUUGAGGAAUGGGCCGCGGCUUGUGGGGGUACUGCAACGGAUUUCGUGGAAAUGGUCAUGACAAGUCGAGAGGCUAAGCAACGAAUGGUGCAAAGCAAUAUGCGGCUAGUGGUUAGUAUUGCGCGCAAAUAUUCGAAUGUGGGAGUCAGUUUGCAAGAUUUGGUACAAGAAGGUAGCUUGGGCCUCUCACGUGCAGCGGAGAAGUUUGAGCCCAAGAAAGGAUUUAAGUUUUCGACCUACGCUUCUUGGUGGAUUCAACAAGCCGUUUUUCGUUCGAUUGCCUACCAUUCUCGUACUAUCCGUUUACCCGUACACGUGCACAAUCUUCUCAAUCGUGUUCGUAAAGUCCGAAACAAUCUACAGCGCGAGUUGAGUCGGACUCCUACCAACGAAGAAAUGGCCGAAGAACUGGGGAUGACGCUACAAAAGUACAACAAGAUGCUUCGUCUAACCAAGCGUAGCAUUUCUUUGGAAACACCCAAAUACCAGAGCAACCCGAAAGAUCUCGGUCACGAAAGUCACGAUUUGCUAGGGGACACAAUCUCCGCCAGUAGUGCUCUUUUUGACGAAAGCACACCCGAAAAACGAGUCGACCGUGGAAUUUUUCACGAAGACUUGCAUGAGAUGCUCGAAAUUCUCGACGAAGACGAGCGUCGAGUGAUUUGCUCACGCUACGGUCUCUCGGAUGGACUGACUCGGACGGUAACUGCCGUGGCAUCCCAAAUGAAGCAAAGCAAGGCCUGGGUCCGCUCUCAAGAAUGCCGAGCUCUUCGCAAACUCCGUCGGCCGUGGUACGAAAAGAAACUCAAGGAGCACCAAGACGCCCUGACUAGCUAA